AUCUCUUCGUGUUUUUCUCUCUCCCAUCCUUUCGCAUUUUCAAAACCCUUUUGAUUUGUGAAAGGAAAGCAACCAUGGUUGAUCAGGUUCAGCACCCUACAAUCAUGGAGAAGGUUACUGGCCAGCUCCAUCUCCGUUCUGGUCUUUCAUCUGGUAUUAAGAGUUAUGAUGGAUCCUUUUGUCGUCCUUCUCUGUACCAAAGAAGCUCAUUUGGGAAUUACUCAAAUGCUGCAUUGCAGUAUCCAGUGAUGCCUGCAUGCAGAGUUACUACUGAUUUGUCUGCUGCUGCUGCAACAACAGCCUCCCCUAUUUUUGUUGCAGCUCCUGCAGAGAAAGGCAAUUUUCUUGUCGACUUUCUGAUGGGUGGUGUUUCAGCUGCUGUCUCUAAAACUGCUGCUGCCCCCAUUGAACGGGUUAAACUUUUGAUCCAGAAUCAGGAUGAGAUGAUCAAAACUGGUAGGCUUUCUGAGCCCUACAAGGGUAUCGGUGACUGUUUUAAGAGAACAAUUCAGGAUGAAGGUUUUGGUGCCUUGUGGAGGGGUAAUACUGCAAAUGUCAUCCGUUAUUUUCCUACUCAGGCUUUGAACUUUGCAUUCAAGGACUAUUUCAAGAGGCUUUUCAAUUUCAAGAAGGAUAGGGAUGGUUACUGGAAAUGGUUUGCUGGCAACUUGGCCUCUGGAGGUGCUGCUGGCGCCUCGUCCCUUUUAUUUGUUUACUCUCUUGACUAUGCCCGUACUCGUCUUGCUAACGAUUCAAAGGCUGCAAAGAAAGGUGGGGAAAGGCAAUUCAAUGGUCUUGUUGAUGUCUACAGGAAGACCUUGGCAUCUGAUGGUAUUGCUGGUCUUUACCGUGGUUUUAACAUCUCCUGUGUUGGAAUCAUUGUGUAUCGUGGUCUCUACUUUGGAAUGUAUGAUUCCCUGAAACCAGUUCUCCUAACUGGAAAAAUGCAGGAUAGCUUUUUCGCCAGCUUUGCCCUUGGAUGGCUCAUCACCAAUGGUGCAGGUUUAGCAUCAUACCCAAUUGACACCGUUAGAAGAAGAAUGAUGAUGACAUCUGGGGAAGCUGUCAAGUACAAGAGCUCCAUGGAUGCAUUCUCACAAAUCCUCAAGAACGAGGGUGCCAAGUCCUUGUUUAAGGGGGCUGGUGCUAACAUCCUCCGUGCAGUUGCUGGUGCUGGUGUGCUUGCUGGUUACGACAAGUUACAGGUGAUUGUGUUCGGCAAGAAGUAUGGAUCUGGAGGCGGUUAAUUUUUUUAGCAUCUUAUAAUAUUAUUGGUUAAGAUGUCGAUGAAAAUUAGAGUUUCGAGCAUUAGACUAAUUGCUGCAGCAAAUUUUGUUUAAUAAAUUUACUCAUUGGGAUUUUAUCCCAAAACGAUUUUAGAUUUCGGAUGAAAAUUUGUCAUCAAAGGCAUGAUUUAUUAGAGUGGCGGGCUCAAGUAACUGUCACAUGGAAUUUCAUUGUUUAUGAUUUUAGAAUAUAUCAUAUAUAUUGUUCUAAAUUGUCUUAU
This is a messenger RNA of Gastrolobium bilobum, 1507 nucleotides long. Its product is annotated as ADP,ATP carrier protein 1, mitochondrial-like. The transcript is spliced from 4 exons. The record is from RefSeq and is a predicted model, not a curated record. Gene Ontology annotation, molecular function: ATP:ADP antiporter activity. Gene Ontology annotation, cellular component: mitochondrial inner membrane. The coding region runs from base 75 to 1247 and encodes 390 amino acids. Gene Ontology annotation, biological process: mitochondrial ATP transmembrane transport; mitochondrial ADP transmembrane transport. NCBI's taxonomy places the organism in Eukaryota, Viridiplantae, Streptophyta, Magnoliopsida, Fabales, Fabaceae.